CCCCUUCAUUCCAAACUCCAUACACUUAUCAGUUCUCCACAAAAUAAUUCUUCCCCUUAAAACACAAGGGGAUUUCAAUGGCAAUGCCACUUUCCUUUCUUCUUUCUCUUUUUUUAGCUCCUAUCUUCACAUUCUCCUCCCAUGUUCCUGACCCUGAAGUUAUAGUCCAAGAAGUUAAUCAGAAAAUCAAUGCAUCAAGAAGGAACUUAGGCUAUUUAUCAUGUGGCACAGGCAACCCCAUUGAUGAUUGCUGGAGAUGUGACCCCAAUUGGGAAAAAAACAGGCAAAGAUUAGCUGAUUGUGCUAUUGGCUUUGGCAAACAAGCCAUUGGUGGAAGAGAUGGCAAAAUAUACAUAGUUACUGACACUAGUGAUGACCCUGUGAACCCAAAGCCAGGCACUUUAAGAUAUGGUGCAAUUCAAGAUGAACCUCUUUGGAUAAUAUUUUCUAGAGACAUGGUCAUUAAGUUAAAAGAAGAAUUAAUGUUGAAUUCAUUCAAGACUAUUGAUGGUAGAGGUGGUAGUGUACACAUUGCUGGUGGUCCAUGUAUUACUAUACAAUAUGUUACAAAUAUUAUUAUACAUGGUUUGAAUAUUCAUGAUUGUAAGCAAGGUGGGAAUGCUUAUGUUAGAGACUCACCAGAGCAUUAUGGUUGGAGGACAUUAUCAGAUGGAGAUGGGGUUUCUAUUUUUGGAGGAAGUCAUGUUUGGGUUGAUCAUUGUUCUUUGUCAAAUUGUAGAGAUGGGUUAAUAGAUGCAAUCAGGGGAUCUACAGCCAUUACUAUUUCCAAUAAUUAUAUGACACACCAUAAUAAGGUGAUGCUUUUGGGACAUAGUGAUUCAUUUACUAGGGACAAGAACAUGCAAGUUACCAUAGCUUUUAACCAUUUUGGAGAAGGGCUUGUGCAGAGGAUGCCAAGAUGUAGACAUGGAUAUUUCCAUGUGGUGAAUAAUGACUACACACAUUGGGAGAUGUAUGCAAUUGGAGGAAGUGCUUCUCCAACUAUCAACAGCCAAGGCAAUAGAUUUCUUGCUCCUAAUGAUGUCUCCAACAAGGAGGUGACAAAACAUGAGGAUGCAGCAGAAAAUGAAUGGAAAAACUGGAAUUGGAGAUCUGAUGGUGAUUUAAUGCUUAAUGGAGCUUUUUUUACAAGAUCUGGUGCUGGAGCUUCUUCUAGUUAUGCAAAAGCUUCAAGUUUAAGUGCAAGGCCAUCUACUUUAGUUAAUUCUAUUACAAUGAAUGCUGGUGCACUUGGCUGCAAAAAGGGCAAAAGAUGCUAAUUGGUUUAUGAUUAUCAAUAAUCCUAAUUAGCACUAUAUGUUCUCUUUUUUUUUGUAAUUGUCUUCUUGAGAAAUUAUGAAAUAUUAUAAUCUCUCAGUCAAUUCCCAUUUAGUAUAAGCGGGUUGAUGAGUUUGUGACUUGACCCCCCUCAUUGUAAUGUUAUGUGAUAAUCAAGGAUCAAGUGUGAAUACUACUACAACAUUUCAACUAGAAAUAAUUGUGCCCCAA
This is a messenger RNA of Lycium barbarum (goji berry), 1509 nucleotides long. RefSeq names its product probable pectate lyase 5. Gene Ontology annotation, molecular function: pectate lyase activity. The transcript has 5 exons. NCBI's taxonomy places the organism in Eukaryota, Viridiplantae, Streptophyta, Magnoliopsida, Solanales, Solanaceae. The record is from RefSeq and is a predicted model, not a curated record. The coding region runs from base 78 to 1280 and encodes 400 amino acids.